AUGGUCAAAAAGGCCACGCCUGUCCACUUUUUUCUGAGCACAGGCCGAUACGCUGCUGCCAUGGCAUCCUCGCAGAGCGGACCGGCCAUGCGGCCCCGUCUGCGGACGUCGUUUGCCAAGGGUGACUCUCUUGUCCCCUUUUACUCGGGAGGUGCUGUGGCUGUGACCUCGGACGGCGCGCAUUUGGCCACGACCUUCGGUUCCGAGGUGCAUAUGGUCGAGACUCGCACCUCGCGGAUUCUGCACACUCUUUCUGGCGAUGGCGAGGACAUUAAUAGCCUUACGAUGACCAAGGAUGAUGCGUACGUUGUGACGGCAUCGCGCGCGCUGGCCCUCAAGAUCUACCGGCGGCCGGACAUGACCCUCGUGCGCACGAUCGCCAAGGCCCACGAGGCGCCCGUGGCACUUAUGGCCACCGACCCCACAUCGAGUCUUCUUGCCACCGGAAGUGCAGAUGGCUCCGUCAAGGUAUGGGACUUGGCCGGCGGCUUUUGCACGCAUGCAUUCCGUGGCCACGGCGGUGUCAUUAGCGCCCUGUGCUGGAAUGUGCAGGCGCGCCAGCCAGGCUCCCCAGCGCGCGCCGUGCAGCUGCUCACGGGCUGCGUGGACGGCAAGGUGCGCGUGUGGGACCUGCAGGGCUCGGGGCAGGCCGCGUCGAAGCCCACGGCGGUGCUCAGCGCGCACGCGGGCGUCGUGCGUGCGAUUGGUGUGGCGCCAGGCGGUCACACGAUCGUUAGUGGUGCGCGUGACCAGACGCUCGUGUUCUGGGACUGGAAGAAUAGCCGCUGGCACCGCCGCGACAUUGUGCUGGCGCAGGAGCGCAUCGAGGCGCUCGGCUUUGUGGGUGACGCCACGUCGCCCCUAUUCUACACGGCCGGCUCGCAAGGCCUGCUGCGCCUCUGGGAUGUGCGCAAUGGGCAAGAGGUGCAUAAGACGCAGGUGCUCGAGCCUGAAGAGGAGGACGAUGCGCUGCAUGGCCUGACAGACGCGCUGUACGCUCCGUCGUGCAGCGCAAUUGUGACGGUUUCUGCCACACAGGAUCUCGCCUUCUAUGCGUUGGGAGAUGGCACACUCUCGCUUGAGCGCCAGCUGGUUGGCUAUAAUGACGAAAUCGUGGAUGUGGCGCUGGUCGGCGACGAUACGCUGGCGGUGGCCUCGAACAAUACGCAGCUGCGGCUGUACAAGCUCGAUACCCAAGACCAUGACGUGGUGCUGGUUGAUGGCCACCGAGACAUGUUGCUGAGCCUCGACACGUCGCCAGACCGUGCCUGGCUCGCCAGUGGCUCGAAAGACCGCACAGCCCGCAUCUGGACGCGCGCCUCCGACGCGCGCGACGGCUGGGUCUGCCUGGGCGUGUGUGAGGGCCAUGCCGAGAGCGUGGGAAGUGUGGCAUUCGCGCGGCAGAGCGCAGGCGAGGUCGGUGCGCCGUUCCUCGUGACGGCGAGCCAGGACCGCACCGUGAAGCUGUGGGACCUCACGGCGCUCACGCCGGCGAGUCGGCAGGAAAAGCUGUCGUCGCUGCUCACGCUCAAGAUCCACGACAAGGACAUCAAUGCCAUUGACCUGGCACCGAACAAUGGCCUGCUCGUGUCUGGCUCGCAGGACCGCACCGCCCGUGUGUUCCGCGUGCAUUACCAGGCCCCGUCCAAGGCGAACCAGCACAAGGCAGCAGCGAGUUUGGAGCCGCUCGCGACGUGCAAGGGCCAUAAGCGCGGUGUGUGGUCAGUGCAGUUCUCGCCGGCCGAGCAGGCGUUUGCUACGGCCUCGAGCGACCAGACGGUGCGUCUGUGGAGCUUGAAGGACUUUAGCUGUGUGCGUGUGUUUGAGGGGCAUACGGGCAGCGUGCUGCGCUUGCGCUUCCUCCCGGGUGGUGCACAGAUUGCGUCGUCCGGAAACGAUGGCCUGGUCAAGGUGUGGAAUGUGCGCGACGAAGAGUGUGCGGCCACGAUCGAUGCGCACGAGGACAAGAUCUGGGCGCUGGCCGUUCGUCCCGAGACGUCCAAGGCGCCGCUGCAGGUCGUCAGCGGCGCGGCUGACAGCACGAUUACCCUCUGGAACGACACGACAGCCGCCGUCGAGUCGGAGAAGGCGGCAGCAGCCAAGGAAGCAACGGAGCGUGAACAGGCGUUCUCCAACUUGCUCGUCCUGAAAGACUACCGCAAUGCGAUUGCGCUGGCGUUCCAGCUGAACCAGCCGCGUCGUCUGUUUCAGUUGUUCACGCAGGUGGCUGCAUCGCGCCCUGACCACGAUGCGAUCGAGUCGAUGGACCGCCUGCUGGCGGACGCCCUGGGCGUGCAGCGCCACGCGGACGCGGAGCUCGGCAGUAUCACGGGGCUCGCGGCGGUGGACCGCAUUAUUGCAGAGCUGCCGCGCACGCAGGUCGUGCAGCUGCUUGGCUAUGUGCGCGACUGGAAUACGUCGGCGCGCACGUCGGCGACGGCGCAGCUGGUCCUGCAUGCGGUGGUUCGGCAAUGGGAGGCGGACACGCUGCUCGAGGCCUUUGACGAGGCGCGACGUGCGAAGAAGGAAGGCUUUGUGUCGGUGGCCGCCAUGCUAGAGGCGCUCCUGCCCUACACAGAGCGGCACUAUGCGCGGGUCGACCGCAUGCUCGUGGAGAGUGCCAUGUUGGACUAUACGCUGCAGGCGAUGGACGGUGUGCUGGGUCCUGUGGCCGACGCGGAGGCGGACACGAGGAACGAUGUGGCCGUCGACGAUGUGGAUAUGGACGAGGCAGCUGAGGUGGCAGAGGCAGACGACUCAGAGGUAGAAUAG
Molecule: messenger RNA, 2772 nt
Organism: Malassezia sympodialis ATCC 42132
Lineage: Eukaryota; Fungi; Basidiomycota; Malasseziomycetes; Malasseziales; Malasseziaceae
Gene: UTP13
Product: U3 snoRNA-associated protein UTP13
Biological process (GO): endonucleolytic cleavage to generate mature 5'-end of SSU-rRNA from (SSU-rRNA, 5.8S rRNA, LSU-rRNA); endonucleolytic cleavage in 5'-ETS of tricistronic rRNA transcript (SSU-rRNA, 5.8S rRNA, LSU-rRNA)
Cellular component (GO): nucleolus; small-subunit processome; 90S preribosome
Molecular function (GO): protein binding; U3 snoRNA binding
Source: RefSeq, a predicted model, not a curated record